AUGGAUUCCGGAUGGAGAGACAACCGUAAAAAAGCUAAAGAUUUCGGAAGCAAUGUCAUCGAUUUGGAGAGGCAAAAUAGCCGUACUUCUUGGCCUGAGUCACUCCCAGAUUUUGUUUCCAAAGGAGCAGCUCGAAAAGAAGAUGACCUGAAGUCCUAUUACCCUCACAUCUAUGAGCUGCUAGACAUCGACAAGUUGUAUCCGCACCUUUGUCGAGAGGGUCUACUAAAUGUCACAGAGCAAAAUGAACUAACCAAGCAUGAGCGAACCAGGGAGCAAAAAAUUAGCAAACUACUGACAAUUUUAUCUCAUGAUGGAUCUGAUGCUCAGAGACAGUUUGUGGAUUGUGUGGGACAAGUGUCAGGGGAUGAUGCCAAGCAGAACGAAUUGUACAAGAUUCUUUUAAACAGAGAUAUUUCAAUGAAAGAAGAGCACAACAAUUACUGGACUGUUUUCAUCAUUGCUGCAGCAGUAUCAUUGGUAUUACUGACAUUGAUAUUCUUUGUUAAGUACCCUGGUGCCUUUAAUUUUUUUGAUCAAUAUCAGUCAAAAAGUCUAAUACAUCCUUCAAAAAUAUUUGUGGGACGAGAGCAAGAAAUGUCCAAGUUGAUGGAUAUGCUAGACUUUCGUAGUGACGCAGACGUUAGAAUUGUAAACAUUGUGGGUUCCCCAGGGUUUGGCAAAUCAACCCUAGCUGUUCACGUGGGAGACCAAAUGGUUAGGCAAGGGGUCGAAGUGCAUUAUGUCAAUAUGGACGAGUAUCAAGGACAAGAUAUCGAUAUACAAAUAGAGCUUGCGGAAACAAUUUUAAGAGCGGCUGAUUAUUCUUUAGAUAGGUACACUUUCGAAGACUUGAUAAAAUGGCUAAGAAAUUUGUUCUGGAAUUCUCUAAUCAUUAUUGGAUGAUUGUGAUGAUCUUGUACACAAUAAUAGGACAACUUUUUUCCAUGCACUUGAGAAAAUAGUUGAACAAACUCCCAAAAUAAAAGUCCUUAUCACAAGUUGUGAGGUAACAAUUCACUUGGAGUAUGUUAGA
This is a messenger RNA of Halichondria panicea, 1036 nucleotides long. RefSeq lists its product as uncharacterized. Lineage: Eukaryota; Metazoa; Porifera; Demospongiae; Suberitida; Halichondriidae. The record is from RefSeq and is a predicted model, not a curated record. The coding region runs from base 1 to 906 and encodes 301 amino acids. The transcript has 4 exons.